AUGCAGUCCAGCACUCUUCGGCCACCGAACAGCCACCUCCUGAGUGAUGAAGUCGUUGCAAGUUUGGCUCAAAACUCCACGCGGGCAGCCAACGAUGAUGACAACGUCAUCAUCGUUGCCAGUCGUCAGGAUCCGCCACUACCCCGUAAGCAAACACGUGGAGUUACACAAAGCCAUCCACCGCACGCCACAUCGAAAGAUCAACACUACAAGAGGCAAAAGACCCCAACGAGUUUCAGCUCCAAGUCGCAACAAAUUCUCGCCAGUGGCGAGGCUACGAUCCCUCAAUUCCUGGGGCUCAGUGGGCACGUUGGACGAAUACAACAUCGCCCAAACCAAGAGCGAUACAGAAAGAAGCAAGCAGAUCUGCUUCCAACUCGCGAGAAGGACACGCAGCAGCUUUGGGCAGAGAUUCACACGCUGAGGUACCAACGUCUUGGCUUACCCGCAGGUGUUACGACCAAGAAGGGCCUCUGGGAUGUAGUCGCGGACUAUUUCCGACAAUUUCGCCACGGACUCCACGCGAGCGCAAAUGUCAGAACCGUCCAGCUAGAUUUCGUGCGCACCACGAUGGCUACAGACGUUGUCUUCAACACGGAAUAUGGCAUCGAGGCCAUGCGGAGGAGCUGGUGCUUUCUGCGAUGGUUCGACGACGUCGAAGUGGAGCUAGAAAACUUGCAAAAGAGCAGCAAGAUGUCGCUAAAUGCGACCAUGACAACAAGCGUGACGAUCACGAAUCGAACGUUGAGCAACGUGUUUCCUUACCUGAAGAAAAGCAGUAGCUUGGCGUGCAAACUUGUGGGUCAGCGCAUCGUGAUGCGUGGUUCGGCUCGCUUUGACUGGGAUAGUUCGACCAGCCGCGUGACGAGCGUGAUAUCACAGAGCGACAUGUUGACCCCAAUGCUGCGUCUGCUGGGAAGCUUUGAGGACGUGAGUCAAGUGUUCGAUCAGGCGCUCAUUUCGCCCGAGUUCCAGUGGAGAUCAAUGUCCUAA
Molecule: messenger RNA, 993 nt
Organism: Phytophthora sojae
Lineage: Eukaryota; Oomycota; Peronosporomycetes; Peronosporales; Peronosporaceae
Exons: 1
Coding region: 1-993 (330 amino acids)
Source: RefSeq, a predicted model, not a curated record